This is a messenger RNA of Stylonychia lemnae, 2868 nucleotides long. The record is from the annotation of a GenBank genome assembly. NCBI's taxonomy places the organism in Eukaryota, Ciliophora, Spirotrichea, Sporadotrichida, Oxytrichidae.
AUGAAUAAAGCUGGUAGUGCUCAAAAGUAAAUCAACAUGAAUACUCACUUUAGAUCUCAAUCAAAUCCUCGUUCGAAUUUAUAGCAACCAAAUGUCUAAAAUUUUUAAGUGAAAAGGCCAGGAGUACAGCAAAUGCUUGCAGCAGCUGGUCUUAAUAAUACAUUUUACCACAGAGCUUAAGAUUAAUUACUUAAGUAAAGAUCCAAAGUUUUGAAAGACACUAAUCUUUUAACUAACGCAUAGUAGCAAUACCAAAAAUUAAUGACUCAGAACAUUCAAAUUCCAAGAUAGAAAAUUAGAAAUGGUUCAAAAAUAGCUGAAUAAGAUUUUCAAGUUGCAUAAAACUGGUUGAAUCAGACCUUGCCUAUUCAUAAUUUUACAAUUAAUGGUAAUAUAGAAGGAGGCAGCGUUCCUUUCUUAGAUAGUAAUCCAAUAACUAUUAAAAAUGAGAACUAGGUCAACAACUUCAUAGUUCUAAAUGGUAACGGGGGAGUUACUUAUGAGAUUUAAUAGGCUAUGCCCCUAUCAAGCAAAAAGAAGUCUUCAAAAGCUUAAUAGUUGUAGUUAAAUUAAGUUGCAAGAGCAAAAUCCACUCUGACUAAAAAUGAAAACCAAAUUUUGCAUACUAAACUAAUGAUUACUCAGCAGCAAUAACCACCAUCCUAGUUGUCUUAAUAUUAGAACCAAUCAGUAAAAAAAUAAAAGAAACAAAAUAAUUCUAUUGGACUAAUUGAGAGAUCAGAUAUCGCAAACUAUUUAGCUCAGCAUGACUAAUAGCACUAAACUAUAGAGUUUAGAAAUCAAGGAUAGAGCCAGUUAACAAGACCUAAUAGAACUCUCGUUGGCAAAGACAUCAGAAUAAAUUAGACUAUCGAUACUUAUUCUUAAAACAAUGUUCAAAGUCUUAAUUAAAAUAACUUUCAUCGUCAUAAUUAAACUGUAUAUGUUGAACCUCAUCAAACGAAAACCAAAAAAAUCUUGAUAUCCACCACAAAUAAUAUGGGAAUGGGAAAUUUUUAGACUAGAACUAGAAGCUAACUCAGAUAGAUUGUUAUGAUGAAUAACAAUAAUAACGAUAUUGCAAAUGUCCAAAAUUAAAAUAGCAAAAAUGGCCCGGCAAAAAUGAAUAACUUCCUUAACGAUUAAUUGAACAAUCAGAGUAAUCCCUACUCAAGAUAAAUAAAUAACUACUCACCCUUAAACAAUAAUUAUCUUUUUCAUAAAAGAAGUGAAUCAGUUGUUACCUAGAUUCAAGAACAGUCCACUAAAAAUAUGAGAUCAAAUGCUGUUAUUAAAAAUAAGGAAGGAAAAGGAUCGACUAAUACAUUUAACAAUAAUAUCAAUUUUAAUAGUAACCACACUUAAUCAACCGGAAAAAGGAAACCAUAAAAUCCUAAUCCAAACCAGAUAAGAAUCAUUUCUAAAAAUAGACCACACAGUAAUUAAAGAAACAGGGAUGAAGAUAUUUCGUCAUAAAACUAUGUUUAGACUUAGUCUAAUAUGUCGGAUAAAUCCUCCAUAUUAGGAGAUUACGGUGGAACAAAACCUGUGCAAAUAACAUCAAAUAGCUAGACUAGAAAAGCUGCAAAUAUUGCUCAAGGAUCUAGAUUCUUCAAUCCAACGGUGCAGACAAUUUCAAAUGCAGGAAUAUCCAACUAAAAUUUUGAAAGCAAUAUAAGCUCAAAAGUAAGUUAGCAAUCACAGAUACUCAACUAAAACUCAUCUAUAAAAGUGGAUAGUGAUCACCAUUAGAAUCUCAAUCAAAAGUUUAGCAUUGAGAGUUCAAACCAAAUAUUGAGGGGAUAAAAUGUCUAUCAAAGUAGUGGUUCAGUAGUAGUGUAAUAGCAAAUUUAAACUCAUUCAGCUGAGUAUCAACAUAAGAGGGAAGUAUCUAGAUUUAAUGAGAAAAAUUCUAAAGUGACUAAUAGCAAGGCUAUGAACAUUAUAAAGGAGUUUGAUCUAAACAGUUUAAAUGAUGUACAGGAUGUACUAUCACAUUCUGAUUCUUAUGAUGAUGACAGACCUACUGAGGAUAUUAAUAUUCCCGACAUCAAACUCUCCAGUAACUCUCAAAGAUUGUCAGAUAGUGCAAAUGAAAAUAACAAUAAUCGUCCAUUGUUAUUCAAAUUAGGCAAAGAAGACUAAAGCCUUGAUCCAAUUUAUAUCAAAGAUGAGAAUGAUAAAGAAGGGAAAAAGUUUCUUGAAAAGUAGGAAAAUCCUUAAGUAGUACAAUUCGAGAUCUUCGAGUCUUCAUCAGAAGAGGAGCUGUCUUAAUGUGCAUACGAAUCAGCAGCAGAGUCUUUUUCUAAGAAAGAGAAAGGAGAAAAUAAUGGAAGUGCAGAUAAAGAUUAAAAACUUAAGGAUAAAUUACGCAGAGCUGAGAGGAAAAAAUUUGAAAAACUUAAGAAAAAGAAGGAUUAGGAACGUUAAUAAAAGAAAGAUCAAAGAUUGAUUGAUAAAAAAAUUAAGCAUAAAACUAUGAAACUUGAUUUUGUAGAAGAUGAAGUGUAUGAUGACUUGCUGAAUUUCAGAGACUCUGAGAGAGAAUCAGUGAUAUCUUAUUUAGCAAUAAGUAAAUCCAAACUAGUAGAUACUCCAACAAGGCUUAUAAAUGAAAGUAAUGAAUUUCUUCCAAAAAAAGAAUUUAAAAUUAAGAGAACAUUUAUUAAAACAAAAGAAAACGAAGAUGAAAGAAAUAAAAGCUAAUUAAGUUCAGAUAGACUAAGAGAGCAAAAGAAGAGAGAACAAUUAAUAAGUCUCCUGAAUUAAAAUUAAGAUGAGGUCUCACUUAAAAAUAUUCAAGAAAAUAUUCACCAUCACAUAAUUGAAAGUAAAACGAAGGUAUCUAAUCAUUUGUUGAGAAGAUGA